Molecule: messenger RNA, 2665 nt
Organism: Polyodon spathula (Mississippi paddlefish)
Lineage: Eukaryota; Metazoa; Chordata; Actinopteri; Acipenseriformes; Polyodontidae
Product: bone morphogenetic protein receptor type-1A-like
Exons: 13
Coding region: 663-2246 (527 amino acids)
Biological process (GO): cellular response to growth factor stimulus; dorsal/ventral pattern formation; BMP signaling pathway
Cellular component (GO): signaling receptor complex; plasma membrane
Molecular function (GO): ATP binding; transforming growth factor beta receptor activity, type I; SMAD binding
Source: RefSeq, a predicted model, not a curated record
GAGGGUUGAGUCGGGGAAUGGGUCCUCGCGCACGGUUGGAAUUCUGCGCUGUUGCGCGAGGCGGAGACAGAGAGAGAGAGAGAAGGACUGAUCGAGACAGAUAGAGAAAGAGAGAGAAAGAGACAGAAGUGCCGUACUAGAGAAACGGUCAAAAUCUGCAUUCAGAAUAGAAAACAUGUCGGGCUCACACGUUUAAACGUUUGAAUUGGGAUUACACCGUACCAGUACUGACAUCUGAAGCGGUGUUCUGCCUGCAAUGUUGAUUUUGUCCUGCAAGUUAAAGAUGGAAUUUACUCGUGGAGGAUACAGAUGAUGAAGACAAUGGUACACAUCUGGACUAGUUUUGAAGAUUUUCAGACUGCGUUGUCAGAAUUUUUACAAAUGAGCCUUAUCAACGUGCUGAGCCAGUGAGAAGUACGCAUUAGAAGCAGCCCCACCGUCCCUACCCCAGCCACUCAUCCCCUUCUUCCUCUCACACACACAGACACAUACACACACACAAGCACACGCGCGCUCACAACCCAGGACCCACUGGCUAGCUGUUGCUGCUGCUGUGCUGUGCAAACUCACAGUGCCUGACCAGCAGAUCGAUCACACAGUUUGGAAGGAGGCUGACUGUCUGCAGAACGAUAGAUUCAGGAUCUAAUUCCUACACUGUGAGAAUGACUUGGAUUCGUGUUUGCGUCACUGCUUAUGUCUUUCUGGUACUCCACGCUAGAGCGGGUCAGAACCCAGACCACAUGCUCCUCGGCACGGGUGUCAAACCCGGGGAGUCCAAAAGGGCUCAGGGCGGCUCGACGGUGUCUCCCGAGGACGCGCCCCGCUUCCUGAGCUGUUACUGUUCAGGGCACUGUCCCGAAGAUGCCAUUAACAACACCUGCGAGACGAACGGGCAGUGUUUUGCCAUCAUAGAGGAGGAUGAGCAUGGAGAGACUCUCUUGACAUCAGGCUGCAUGAAGUACGAAGGCUCUGACUUCCAGUGCAAGGACUCCCCAAGAGUGACCCUCAGACGGACUAUUGAUUGCUGCCAAACAGACUUCUGCAACCGGGAUCUGCAGCCCACACUGCCACCACGCAUUGAGAAAGACCCCCUCUUUGGCAGUGCCCACUGGCUUGCCUUUUUGAUCUCUGUGACAGUCUGCAGCAUCGCGCUCAUUUUGAUCACUGUCAUCUGCUACUACAGGUAUAAGUGGCAGACUGAGAGACGGCGCUAUAACAGGGAACUGGAGCAGGACGAGGCCUUCAUCCCUGUUGGGGAGUCGCUUAAAGAUCUGAUUGACCAUUCACAGAGCUCUGGGAGUGGGUCCGGGCUCCCCCUGCUGGUACAGCGCACAAUCGCCAAGCAGAUUCAGAUGGUGCGCCAGAUCGGGAAGGGGCGUUACGGUGAGGUGUGGCUCGGGCGCUGGCGAGGAGAGAAGGUGGCAGUCAAGGUGUUCUUCUCCAGAGAGGAGGCCAGCUGGUUCAGGGAGACGGAGAUCUAUCAGACCGUCCUUAUGAGGCACGAGAACAUCCUGGGUUUUAUUGCUGCGGACAUCAAAGGUACGGGCACGUUCACGCAGCUCUUCCUGAUCACGGAUUACCACGAGAACGGCUCUCUCUACGACUACCUGAAGUUCACCACGCUGGACACCAAGUCCCUGCUGAAGCUAGCAUACUCGGCGGCCUGUGGCCUGUGCCACCUGCACACAGAGAUCUACGGCACGCAGGGCAAGCCCGCCAUUGCACACCGUGACCUCAAGAGCAAAAACAUCCUGAUGAAGAAGAACGGCACCUGCUGCAUCGCUGACCUUGGCCUGGCCGUCAAAUUCAACAGUGACACAAAUGAGGUAGAUAUCCCGCUGAACACGCGCGUCGGCACGCAGCGCUACAUGGCUCCCGAGGUGCUGGACGAGAGCCUGAAUAAGAACCACUUCCAAGCCUACAUCAUGGCGGACAUCUACAGCUACGGCCUCGUCAUUUGGGAGAUGGCUCGCCGCUGCGUCACUGGAGGUAUCUUGGAGGAGUACCAGCUGCCCUAUCACGACAUGGUGCCUUGCGACCCGACCUACGAGGAGAUGCGGGAGGUGGUGUGUGUGAAAUGUGUCCGUCCUGCUGUGUCCAACCGGUGGAACAGUGAUGAGUGUCUGAGGGCGAUGCUGAAAUUGAUGUCUGAGUGUUGGGCCCAAAAUCCCGCCUCGCGCUUGACAGCACUACGGGUCAAAAAGACUCUUGCCAAAAUGGUAGAAUCGCAGGACAUCAAGAUAUGAGCGCAUGCAAGAAAGGGGGAAGGACACUUGAAGAUUAUUAUUAUUAUUAUUAUUAGUUUAUUAUUAUUAUUAUUAUUAUUAUUAUUGCUAAAAUGACAGUUAUGAAUGGGGCUGAAUGGAUUUGCCUCAUUAAAACUCAUAUUCACUCCCACUGCAUGCCUAAGUAAGGAGGCUAAACUGAAGUACUUUCAGCUGAAAGGAAGUGCAGAGAGAGCAACAGGACUGGGCAUGGCUGUGGAGACACGUGGAGCUUGUGUUUGGUAUUACUGUUGAGGACAGCUUUCUACGGCGCUCUCUGUAUACUGCGCCGCUGUAAGGGGAGAUUAAAAAAGACAAUGCAGGACUUGGUUCCCCUUCUCUUGAUCUUCAGAAAAAUCUGGUAAUGAGAGAUGGAUGAACUCUGGACAUUUAGUGCUUUC